Molecule: messenger RNA, 1451 nt
Organism: Astyanax mexicanus (Mexican tetra)
Lineage: Eukaryota; Metazoa; Chordata; Actinopteri; Characiformes; Acestrorhamphidae
Gene: scrn3
Product: secernin 3
Exons: 8
Coding region: 150-1406 (418 amino acids)
Biological process (GO): proteolysis
Molecular function (GO): cysteine-type exopeptidase activity; dipeptidase activity
Source: RefSeq, a predicted model, not a curated record
ACUGUAAUGUAAUUUAUUAGGAAUUGAAAGAGAAAGUGGGGAGGAUUUUAAACAGUUCUGCUGAGACAGGGUGCUGCAGUGUAGAGUAAAUAGUUAGUUACCCCGCUUUAUUACACAAACCGAAACAAAGUCCGGUUUCUUAAAUUAGGAUGAACCCGUCCUCCUGCGACACCUUUGUGGCUCUGCCUCCCUCCACGGAGGGCCAGCGCAUUAUCUUCGGGAAGAACUCGGACAGACCCUGCGAUGAAGUUCAGGAGGUGGUCUACUUCCCCGCUAAGGACUACAGUAAAGGAGAGACAGUAGAGUGCACAUACAUAGAAAUAGAGCAGACAGCUCACACCUAUGCUGUCGUCCUAAGUAGACCAGCCUGGCUCUGGGGAGCUGAAAUGGGGGCAAAUGAACACCAGGUCUGCAUUGGGAAUGAGGCUGUGUGGGGGAGAGAAAGUGCUGACCAUGAGGAGGCUUUACUUGGCAUGGACCUAGUCAGACUCGGACUGGAAAGAGCAGACAGUGCAGAGAAGGCGGUGGAUGUGAUUGUGGAGCUGCUGGAUAAAUACGAGCAGGGAGGGAACUGCAUGGAGGAUGAAUGCACAUUUACCUACCAUAACAGCUUCCUUAUAAGUGACCGCACUGAGGCCUGGGUGCUGGAAACCUCUGGGAAAUACUGGGCAGCAGAGAGAGUUGAGAGUGGAUAUAGAAAUAUUUCUAACCAGUAUUCCAUCACCACCAAAAUUGACAAGGAGCACCCAAAGAUGCGGGAAUACGCUAAAGAAAAAGGCUGGUGGGAUGGUGAAGUGGACUUCAGUUUUGCUGAGGUUUACUCCUUCAUGACCGAGGGCCGCAUAGAAGCCGCCGGGGGGCGCUAUUGCGAAGGCCGCAGACUGCUGGAGAAAAGCAAAGGCCGCAUCACAGCCCAGACCAUGAUGGACAUACUGAGAGAUAAAGAGAGUGGCAUUAAUAUGGAGGGUAUGUUCAUGACAACUGGAAGUAUGGUGUCUGUGAUUCCUAAAGAUGUGUCGCUUCCUGGUGUCCACUUCUUCACUGCCACACCUGACCCAGAAAGGUCUGUUUUCAAGCCUUUUAUCUUUGUAGCUGACAUAAAGCAGUUGAAGCACACAUGUUCCCCAUGUUUUGGGGAGGAUGAUCCAGUAAAGAAGAAGCCUCGCUUUCAGAGUAAACCUAACCGUAAACACCCUCUGUUCCUAAAGCACGAGGUGGUGGCUGCUAUAAUAGACAGCACAAGGGAGAGAGGCCAGAAGAUCCUGCAGAAAAUGAGAGAGCUGGAGGAGGAGACACUGGCAGAAAUGGAGGAGUAUCUGACUGUGGGUGUGGAGGACUCUACACUGCUGGUCUACCUGUUCUCAAAUACUGUUGAGAAAGAGCUCAAUGUUUACAGCCAAGCCUGAGCCAGACUGAGGCACUAACAGAUCAUUAACAGUGAUCAUAUAAAA